Molecule: messenger RNA, 662 nt
Organism: Pseudocercospora fijiensis CIRAD86
Lineage: Eukaryota; Fungi; Ascomycota; Dothideomycetes; Mycosphaerellales; Mycosphaerellaceae
Exons: 3
Coding region: 17-427 (136 amino acids)
Source: RefSeq, a predicted model, not a curated record
CAUCGACAUCGACAAAAUGCCCCUCUCAGAAAAACAAAUGAAAUACCUAGCCCUCGCCUGGCAAUGUUUCGACACCGAGCCCAAGAUCGACUACGAAAAAUUCGCCCAAGUCGCAGGCCUCAAAACCUCGGCAUCCGCACGAGAACUCAUGCGCGUGACGAAAAACAAACUGAAAGAAGAAUACGGUGCGCUUUCGGGAGAUGUGCAGAUGACGAAUGGCGGCACGCCGGGGAAGAAGAGAGCGACUCCUUCUAAGCGCAAGGCUGGAACUGGAUCUGGGGAUGAUGAGGAGGAACAGGAGACGGUGACGCCGGCUUCGAAGAAGAAGAAGAAAGUGAAGAAGAGUCCCACUAAGGCACUUCCCCCAGUGGUGAAGUCUGAGCCGACGCCGGAUGAUAGCGAGGAGGAUGGAUUGGGAUUGCUUUAGACGUUCGGUUUGGGUUGAUUAUUCAGAAUGGCGCGAUGCGGUGCGGUGCGGUGCGAAUCGAUGCGAGAUGAUGAGUAUCCGAGAAAUGCGACUUGGUGAUGCGAGCAAUGCGACUUGUGCCGCGGCGAGGAUGCGUGGCGCUUUGCCUGCGACUUCUACCAGCAGGCAGGCAAGCAAGGGAGUAGGGGAUUGAAUGUCUGUACACACUAUGGCUUCUUCAUGUCAAAAAAGCUUC